AUGACUGCCGAUGACCCUCGAGAGCUGCCUGACGAUGCGUCACGCAACGGAACGGGCGUCCAGGAUGACCUCGAGAACGGGAAGGGAUCCAAGCUAAUGAGACUGUACUCGAAUCCGUGGACACAAAUCAUCCUCAUUAGCUUCAUCUGCUUCUGUCUACCUGGAAUGUAUAACGCCCUUACCGGCCUAGGAGGCUCCGGCCAAGUAGACUCAACGGUAGCAGCCAAUGCAACCGUCGCCCUCCUCUCGACGACGGCCGUGGCGUCCCUCUUCUUUGUAGGCCCGAUCCUGUCCCUCGUAGGCCCCAAGAUUGCUUUCCUCAUCGGAGGCUGGACCUACGCCCUCUAUAGUGGAAGUCUCUUGAACUUCAACCACACCGCAAACGGAACCUUCGUCAUCGCCUCCGGCGCCAUCCUCGGCAUCGGCUCCUCCUUCAUCUGGAUCGUCCAGGGCGCUAUAAUGACAACCUACGUCCACGAGUCGCAAAAGGGCCGCGCCAUCGCCGUCUUCUGGAUCAUCUUCAACCUCGGCGGCGGCGUCGGCAGCCUCGCCGCCUUCGGCCUAAACUUCUCCUCCACCACCGGCACCGUCAACGACGCGACGUACAUCGCCCUCAUGGCCGUAAUGCUCUUCGGCUGGGCCCUGGGCCUCUUCAUCUGCUCCCCGAAACGCAUCCGUCUCGCGCAGCUCAGCGCCGUGACCGAGGCGGAGGAUACUCGCAAUCGCUCACACGCCUCCGCCUCCGCCUCCGCCUCCGGCUUCGCCGCCAGGGCCAGGGGCCUCGUGACCAUGACGACCACGACGCUGUGCACCUGGCGCGUCGCCUGCAUGCUGCCCCUCUUCUUCUGCGCCAACGUCUUCUACUCGUACCAGCAGAACGAAGUCAACGGCAUGACCUUCACCCUGCGUACCCGCUCCCUCAACGGCGCCCUCUACUGGCUCGCCCAAAUGGUCGGCGGCCUCCUCAUCGGCCUCCUCCUAGACCUGCCCGCGCUCGAUCGCCCCGGGCGUGCCCGCCUCGGCUGGGCCGUUCUCUUCGUCACGGGCAUGGCUAUCUGGGGCGGCGGGUACCGGUUCCAGCGGUGGCAGGACGCGCGGCGGGCCCAGGGCCACGUGCAGGACGUCGACUACGCGCAGGGCGUGCCGGGCAGCGGCGCGAGGACGUCAGCCGCCGGACCCAUGGUGCUGUAUGUGCUGUACGGGGCCUACGACUCGCUGUGGCAGUCGUAUUGCUACUGGCUCGUGGGCGCGCAGUCCAACUCGACGGGACGGGCGGCGGUGCUGGUCGGCGCGUAUAAGGCGUUCCAGGCGGCGGGCGGGGCCAUGGCGUGGCGGAUCAACGCCCAGCGGGCGAGCGCCAUGGCACAGCUUGCCAUGAAUUGGGGGCUGAGCAUGGGAGCUCUGGUGUUUGCCUUGCCUACUGUGUUGGCGGUGACGAAGAGCACUGGUGCUCUGGAGGAGGCUGGCGUAGGAGGGGUUGAUGAGGAGGAAGCCGAGAAGGGGGCCCAGGGGAAGAAGGUCGAGGUACUGUAA
Molecule: messenger RNA, 1533 nt
Organism: Colletotrichum scovillei
Lineage: Eukaryota; Fungi; Ascomycota; Sordariomycetes; Glomerellales; Glomerellaceae
Exons: 4
Coding region: 1-1533 (510 amino acids)
Source: RefSeq, a predicted model, not a curated record